AUGUUUCGCGUCGAGCUUCUCGCAAAUUCUUCAUCGCAUGCGACCCCAGGGUACACCUACGUCGCAGACCGGGGGUUCGGCCCGGCCAAAUCCGCCAUGGCUCCGGCCUUGGGCCGCAAACGCGGAAUUCACAACGCCGGCAAAGGCGGCGACAUUUCUUCGCGACGUGCGAACGCAAUCAUCCGCCACAUUGCCGAACUAGACCGCGAAAACCAGCGCGAUGUACAGAUCUCCGUGCCCGCCCGGCCAGCGAAGGAGGCAGGCGCACGCGUCUCCCGGACAAAGACUACCUCGAACGUGCGCCGUAUCUUAGUCUCGCAGAAGACAUUUCGGAAUCACCUCGAUGAUGAGGAGGCUGCGAUUGCUGCGGGAGGUGGUGGACUGAGUAUACCGGUGGGAGCUGCAGCGAUCGGACCGGCCGUUCCAUCGCGAGUUAAAGGUGUAGCGGCUGCUGCUGGGACACGACGGAGCUCGACGCCAGCUUCUACCGCUGCUGCACGCAAGAAGCGCACACCGACUGUCGCUGCUACCACUACUACCUCUACACCUACGCCCGUGCCCUCGCAGACGGAGAAUACGGAUGCCGAAGCGGAAGAGGAUCGCGCCGAGCGGAAACAUAAACUCAUUAAGACGGAACAUGAUAACGAUCCUCUUCUACGAUCAUAUGCUCCAACUAUACCGUCAGAACGUAUCAUGGACCGUCUUUUGGCAGAGCCCGCUUUGUCGUAUAACGCUUCGCGCGCUGGACCGCCGAUCUCGACACAACUUCCUCGGGCCUUUUGUUGCAUGUGUGGAUACUGGGGCAAGAUUCGGUGCAAGAGUUGCCAUUUGCGAACUUGCGGGUUGGACUGUUAUAAGGUCCAUGAAGACUCGAGGUGUGGUGCCUUCUUCUAA
Messenger RNA from Penicillium brasilianum, 894 nucleotides. NCBI's taxonomy places the organism in Eukaryota, Fungi, Ascomycota, Eurotiomycetes, Eurotiales, Aspergillaceae. The record is from the annotation of a GenBank genome assembly.